GCAGCCAUUUUGUGUCCUAACAGUGUGUCUGUGUGCAGGAACCUUCCAGCCAAGUCAGCAGAGGAGACCCAGAGACACAGACAGCAGUACGAGCAGAUGGUGGCCGGAGCUAAGAGGAGAGAGCUGAAGGAGGCUCAGAGGAGGCAGCAGCAGAAGGAGGAGCAGCUCAGACAGGAGGAGGAGAUCUCCAACACCUCGCUGGUCUGGAACCAGCACAUCCUGCCAAACUGGGACGCCAUGAGGUCUAGUCGUCGGGCUCGGGACCUGUGGUGGGGGGGUUUACCUCCCAGCGUCAGAGGGAGAGUCUGGAGCCUCGCCGUGGGCAACGAGCUGAACAUCACAGCAGAGCUGUAUGAGAUCUUCCUGUCCAGAGCGAAGGAGAAGUGGAGGAGCCUCAGUGAGACUGAAGACGGAGUGUCCUCCGGUCUGGAGCUCAUCUCUCGGGACGUCUCCAGGACUUUGUCUUCGCUCUGCGUCUUCCACAAGGGCGGUCCUUACCACGACCUGUUGCAAAGCAUUCUGGGAGCUUACACCUGUUACAAACCUGAUGUGGGAUAUGUGCAGGGUAUGUCUUCCAUGGCUGCCAUGUUGAUCCUGAACAUGGACGAGGUUCAAGUCUUCAUCAGCUUCUCAAACCUGAUCAACAGACCCUGUCAGCUGGCUUUCUACAGAGGAGACCACCAGCUGAUGCUCAGGUAUUUCGGGACCUUCCAGGUGUUCUUCCAGGAGACUCUUCCUCGUCUCUUCCUUCACUUCCAGUCUUCAGGUGUGACUCCAGACCUCUACCUCAUGGACUGGAUCCUGUCCCUCUACAUGAAGCCCCUCCCCCUGGACGUGGCCUGCAGAGUUUGGGACGUCUUCUUCCGGGACGGGGAGGAGUUCCUGUUCAGGACUGCUUUAGGGAUCCUGAGGCUCCACCAGGACGUCCUGCUGCACAUGGACCUGAUCAGCAUCGCUCAGUUCCUGUCCCGCCUCCCCAAUAAGGAGCUGCUCUCUGAUAGGCUGUUCUCCUGCAUCUUGGCCACGCCCAUGCUGAGCGGGAACAGGAAGUGGACUCAGGUUUUGUCAUCCUGCAGAGACUCAGAGAGGAGCAGCUGAUCUUCUUCUUAUUGUUUUAAUUAUUAUUAUUAUUGUUAUUAUUAUUAUUAUCAUUAUUACUUCAUCUACUCAACAUGAUGUCACUGUUCAUUAAUUGAUCUUUAUUUGUUUCUGUAAUAAAACAUUAAAAUAUGAA
Molecule: messenger RNA, 1234 nt
Organism: Anarrhichthys ocellatus (wolf-eel)
Lineage: Eukaryota; Metazoa; Chordata; Actinopteri; Perciformes; Anarhichadidae
Product: TBC1 domain family member 12-like
Exons: 11
Coding region: 97-1098 (333 amino acids)
Biological process (GO): regulation of GTPase activity
Molecular function (GO): GTPase activator activity; small GTPase binding
Source: RefSeq, a predicted model, not a curated record